CUAGAAUGACACGUUAUCAUUGUAUUUAAACAGGAAUCAGGACGUUAACUGUGUAAUUGAUUUCAGAAAACUUGGUGAAUUACAGAGAGCAAAUAUGUUUAGAUCACAAGUAGCAGUUGUUUGGUUUCUCUUCUUUUUCCUGGUCUGCAAUGCGGGAGAUCAAGAAGUGGCAGCUGAGACACUUGAGUUUUCAAGUAAAGAUAUCGCUGUAUAUAUACUAUCUGUCCGUGUUAAGGAGUGGGAUGAAAUAAUUGGAAAUAAUUCAUUAGCACAAUCCCUAAAGCUUCUGGAUAGAUAUUGUGCAAACGUUGUGGAUGUGGUGAAGGAAUUGGAACCAAAAUUGAGUUCUGCUACUCUGUCAUGUGAUAUCGAUCACACACAAAGGCCAAACGAUAUCCGUGUAGACAAUAUUAAGGUUGAACUGGCAGUGUUAUCGAAUGAAAUGGAAAAUGUAUUUUCGUCGAAAACCUGGUUCCCAUCGUUGAAGAAUACGCUUGAAUCGGGUAGUGUGAAUGUGAAUAGCGCGUGGAUAAUUGAAGAAAGCGAUGGAAAAACGACCAUACAGAAAGAAAUAUCUCAACCUGGAACAACAACUGAUAAAGAGGAAACGUCUUUCGGUCACUGUAUCUAUGCUUCGUUUCCAUCUGAUCAGUCAAAUGAAGAGUGA
Molecule: messenger RNA, 667 nt
Organism: Schistosoma intercalatum
Lineage: Eukaryota; Metazoa; Platyhelminthes; Trematoda; Strigeidida; Schistosomatidae
Source: the annotation of a GenBank genome assembly